Molecule: messenger RNA, 927 nt
Organism: Neoarthrinium moseri
Lineage: Eukaryota; Fungi; Ascomycota; Sordariomycetes; Amphisphaeriales; Apiosporaceae
Exons: 1
Coding region: 1-927 (308 amino acids)
Biological process (GO): ergosterol biosynthetic process
Cellular component (GO): endoplasmic reticulum
Molecular function (GO): sterol 24-C-methyltransferase activity
Source: RefSeq, a predicted model, not a curated record
AUGACUCCAGAUGAGCCCAAGAUCAAUUCAAACCCAGCCCUUCAGGCCUACUAUGCUUCGGCCGAGUCGGUGUUGGGAUACAACAUUAUCCUCGGAGGAACGAGGCAUUUUGGGUACUAUGAGAAGGACACUUACAACCCCUUUCCCAUCGGCCGGAGUCUGCGGCGCAUGGAAGAGAAGCUAUUCGACGCCUUACACCUGACACCCGGUGCGAAGGUCCUGGACGCUGGGUGCGGCAAUGGGCAUGUUGCUCGGUACAUGGCGAGAAAGGGCCUCAGAGUCACCGGCAUUGAUGUUGUCGACAGGCACGUCGCAAGUGCCCGCCAGAUAGCGGCGAAGUCGGACCUGGGAGGCGGAUCAAUCGAGGUACACCGCAUGGAUUACCAUCACCUAGAGUCCUUGGCGGGCAACUCGUUCGACGGAGUGUACACCAUGGAGACGUUCGUGCACGCGACGGAUCCGGACGCAGUCCUCGCUGGGUUCUUCCGCGUCCUAAAGCCAGGCGCUCGGAUUGCUAUGAACGAGUAUGACCACACCCUGAAGGACAGCGACGAUGGUGACGAUGACGAGGACUCCAUACCGGAGGACCUCAAGCGCUCACAGCACCAGAUCAAUGAGUGGUCGGCGAUGCCCACCUACGCCAUUUCGAAACGCGGUGUACUCAAGGAGAUGCUGGAGAAAGCUGGGUUCGUCGAUGUACAAGUCCGCGAUCUGUCGGAUAAUAUACGGCCCAUGACGAGGUUCUUCUAUCUGCUCGCCAUCGUGCCGUUCAAGAUCGUGAGUCUCUUGAAGUUGGAGAGGCACUUUAUCAACACGGUGGCGGGCGUCCAGUCGUACCGUGGGUACGGGCUGUGGAGGUACAUCCAGGUCACUGCGAGGAAACCCGAGAUGCCGACGCUUAAUUCAACGAUACGGAACGGAAAUUAG